AUGGUGGUGCUCGUCGACAAAGAGACGGCACGAUACGCCUCCCCACCACCAGCACGGCGUCCAGGGCUUCGCCAGGACUCUGGUCAAGCUGGCCCGCAGGAAAAAGAAACCAACAUCACUUUCGGCUCCCUCAGCAACGCGGUGGGACGCCCUUUUGGGUGGCCUCAAGACGUGGCACGCGCCGCGGUCGAUAUCGCAAAUCUGAUCAACGAGGACCAUGACCAAGCCGAGCCAAACCCAGCCGUGGAGGUCGCCAUUGGGCUCGUCUUCAACACCGGCACCGGCUGA
This is a messenger RNA of Diaporthe citri, 288 nucleotides long. RefSeq lists its product as uncharacterized. NCBI's taxonomy places the organism in Eukaryota, Fungi, Ascomycota, Sordariomycetes, Diaporthales, Diaporthaceae. The record is from RefSeq and is a predicted model, not a curated record. Bases 1 to 288 code for a protein of 95 amino acids. The transcript is spliced from 2 exons.